This is a messenger RNA of Erpetoichthys calabaricus (reedfish), 2347 nucleotides long. Its product is annotated as zinc finger protein 850-like. Gene Ontology annotation, cellular component: nucleus. The transcript is spliced from 2 exons. Lineage: Eukaryota; Metazoa; Chordata; Cladistia; Polypteriformes; Polypteridae. The record is from RefSeq and is a predicted model, not a curated record. The coding region runs from base 16 to 2223 and encodes 735 amino acids. Gene Ontology annotation, molecular function: RNA polymerase II cis-regulatory region sequence-specific DNA binding; DNA-binding transcription factor activity, RNA polymerase II-specific. Gene Ontology annotation, biological process: regulation of transcription by RNA polymerase II.
AAUCUUCAGAAACACAUGAGAGUUCACACCAGAGAGAAGACAUAUUGCUGUAAUGAAUGUGGUAAACAGUUUUCACAGAUGGACAGUCUACAGAAACACACUAGAGUUCACACUGGAGAGAAGCCAUAUUGCUGUAAUGAAUGUGGUAAACAGUUUUCACAUAUGAGCAGUCUACAGAAACACACGAGAGUUCACACUGGAGAGAAGCCAUAUUGCUGUAAUGAAUGUGGCAAACAGUUUUCACAAAAAAGCCAUCUUCAGAUACACACGAGAGUUCACACCGGAGAGAAGCCAUAUUGUUGUAAUGAAUGUGGUAAACAGUUUUCAGAGACGGCCAGUCUACAGAAACACACGACAGUUCACACCGGGGAGAAGCCAUAUUGCUGUAAUGAAUGUGGUAAACAGUUUUCACAUAAAGGCAGUCUUCAGAUACACACGAGAGUUCACACUAGAGAGAAGCCAUAUUGCUGUAAUGAAUGUGGCAAACAGUUUUCACAUAAAGGCAAUCUUCAGAUACACACUAGAGUUCACACCGGAGAGAAGCCGUAUUGCUGUAAUGAAUGUGGUAAACAGUUCUCACAGGUGGACAGUCUACAGAAACACACGAGAGUUCACACCGGGGAGAAGCCAUAUUGCUGUAAUGAAUGUGGUAAACAAUUUUCACAUAAAGGCAGUCUUCAGAUACACACGAGGAUUCACACUGGAGAGAAGCCGUAUUGCUGUAAUGAAUGCGAUAAACAGUUUUCACGGAUGGACAGUCUACAGAAACACAUGAGAGUUCACACCGGAGAGAAGCCAUAUUGCUGUAAUGAAUGUGGUAAACAGUUUUCACAAAUGAGCAUUCUUCAGAUACACACUAGAGUUCACACUGGAGAGAAGCCAUAUUGCUGUAAUGAAUGUGGUAAACCGUUUUCACAUAAAGGUAAUCUUCAGAUACACACGAGAGUUCAUACAGGAAUCAAAAUUCACUGCUGUUCUGAAUGUGGUAAACAGUUUUCAAAGAGAAGCAGUCUUCAGACCCACCAAAGAAUCCACACAGGAGAGAAGCCAUAUGACUGUUCUGAAUGUGGUAAACAGUUUUCACAUAGAAGCAGUCUUCAGAGCCACCAAAGAAUUCACACAGGAGAGAAUCCAUAUUUCUGCUCUGAAUGUGGUAAAAAGUUUACACAGAGAAGGAAUCUUCAUAUCCACCAAAGAAUCCACACAGGGGAGAAGCCGUAUUGCUGCUCUGAAUGUGGCAAAAAGUUUUCACGGAACAGCCAUCUUAAGAGCCACCAAAGAAUCCACACAGGAGAGAAGCCAUAUGACUGUUCUGAAUGUGGCAAACAGUUUUCAGAAAGAAGCAUUCUUCAGAGCCACCAAAUAAUUCACACAGGAGAGAAGCCAUAUUGCUGUUCUGAAUGUGGCAGAAAGUUUUCACGGAAAAGCCAUCUUCAGAUCCACCAAAUAAUUCACACAGGGGAGAAGCCAUAUGACUGUUCUGAAUGUGGUAAACGGUUUUCACAUAGAAGCAGUCUUCAGAGCCACCAAAGAAUUCACACAGGAGAGAAGCUGUAUGACUGUUCUGAAUGUGGUAAAAAAUUUUCACGGAGAAGGAAUCUUCAUAUCCACCAAAUAAUCCACACAGGGGAGAAGCCGUAUGCCUGUUCUGAAUGUGGUAAACAGUUUUCAGAAAGAAGCAGUUUUCAGCACCACACAAUAAUUCACACAGGGGAGAAGCCAUAUUGCUGCUCUGAAUGUGGAAAACUAUUCUCUUACAGACAUAAUUUUCAGAUGCACAUUAAAACUCACUCAGGAGAGAAGCCGCAUUGCUGCUCUGAAUGUGGCAAAAAGUUUUCACAGAGCAGCCAUCUUAAGAGCCACCAAAGAAUUCACUCAGAAGAGAAGCCAUAUGACUGUUCUGAAUGUGGUAAAAAGUUUUCAUGGAGACACAGUCUUCAUAUCCACCAAAGAAUUCACACAGGAGAGAAGCCAUAUUGCUGUUCUGAAUGUGGUAAAAAGUUUUCACAGAGAAGCAGUCUUCAGAACCACCAAAGAAUUCACACUGGAGAGAAGCCAUAUUGCUGUUCUGAAUGUGGUAAAAAGUUUUCACAGAGAAGCAGUCUUCAGAAACAUCAAAGAAUUCACACAAGAGAGAAAAAAAUGACAGAAACUUCCCCACCUUGUCCACAGAUGAACACAGUACAAUGCCAAGCAGCAGAAGAAAGAAUUCAAAAAGUUUGAUAAAAACAAAAAAGAUGUAAUUGGGGAAAGUACAAGUAAAGUGGUAAAUACAUUGCCCCCCUCCAACAGCCUCAUGUGGAAACAGAACUUACUCAUGCAUGGCUUAUGAUGGGUGAACUAAGAC